AUGACAGCUACAACGACACAAGGUCCAAGGACUCUAUACGACAAGGUCUUUGAUGAUCACAUUGUUCACAAGGACCAAUCUGGCUCCCAUCUAUUAUACAUUGAUAGACAUUUGGUCCACGAAGUCACUUCUCCACAAGCUUUUGAGGGUUUGAAAAAUGCCGGUAGAAAAGUUAGAAGAACUGACUGCACUUUGGCAACUGUUGAUCACAACAUCCCAACUUUCUCCAGAAAAAACUUCAAAUCCACUGCUACUUUCAUCGAUCAACCCGAUUCUCGUCUACAAGUUCAAACUUUGGAACAAAAUGUCAAGGACUUCGAUGUCACUUUCUUUGGAAUGACUGAAUCUAGACAAGGUAUCGUCCAUGUGAUUGGUCCUGAGCAAGGUUUCACCUUGCCAGGUACUACUGUGGUUUGUGGUGACUCUCAUACCUCGACUCAUGGUGCCUUUGGUUCUCUAGCUUUUGGUAUUGGUACUUCCGAAGUAGAACAUGUCUUGGCUACUCAAACAAUUAUUCAGAAUAAGUCGAAGAACAUGAGAGUUUACGUUGAGGGCAAAUUGAACCCUGGUAUCACUUCCAAGGAUCUAAUUUUACACAUAAUUGGUGUCAUUGGUACUGCUGGUGGUACUGGUUCCGUUAUCGAAUUUGCUGGUGAAGCCAUCGAAGAUUUGACCAUGGAGGCUCGUAUGUCCAUGUGUAACAUGGCCAUUGAAGCUGGUGCUAGAGCUGGUAUGAUUAAGCCAGAUCAAACUACUUUCGAUUACAUCAAGGGAAAGCCAUUAGCUCCAAAGGAUGCUGAAUGGGAAAAGGCUGUUGCUUAUUGGGAAACUUUGCAUUCCGAUGAAGGUGCCAAGUUCGACCACGAAGUGAUCAUCAAGGGUGCCGAUAUUAUUCCAACAAUCACCUGGGGUACUUCCCCACAAGAUGCACUACCUAUUAGUGCCUCUGUCCCAGAUCCUGCUCAAGCCUCUGACCCUAUCAAGAAGUCUGGUAUGGAAAGAGCUUUGAAAUACAUGGGUCUUGUCCCAGGUACUCCACUAAUGAAAAUCAAUAUUGACAAAGUCUUUAUUGGUUCCUGUACGAACUCCCGUAUCGAAGAUUUGAGAAACGCAGCUGCUGUGGUUAAGGGCCACAAGAAGGCUGACAACGUUAAGUUGGCAAUGGUCGUCCCAGGUUCUGGGUUAGUCAAAGCUCAGGCAGAGAAGGAAGGAUUAGACAAGAUUUUUGAAGCUGCUGGUUUCGAAUGGAGAGAAGCUGGUUGCUCCAUGUGUCUAGGUAUGAACCCAGAUAUUUUGGAUCCUGAAGAACGUUGUGCUUCGACUUCCAACAGAAAUUUCGAAGGUCGUCAAGGUGCACUUUCUCGUACACACUUGAUGUCUCCAGCCAUGGCUGCUGCUGCUGGUAUUGCAGGCCACUUUGUUGACAUUAGAGAACAUGUUUACAAGAACGGCGACGCACCAAAGGUUGUCGUCUCUCAAGAAGAGGACAAAGCUCUGCAGGAUGCUGUCUACGAGCAUGAGAAGGAGCCACUACAACCAGACCAGGUUAGUGAAGAGCUCGCCGAAGAAGAAAUCGACGAUAUCCCUGUUUCUGAAACCACGAAGGUUGAAUCAGCUCCAGCAGGCAUGAAGCCAUUCUUGACUUUGGAAGGUAUUGCUGCGCCACUAGAUAAGGCAAAUGUUGAUACCGAUGCUAUCAUUCCAAAACAAUUUUUGAAGACUAUCAAAAGAACUGGUUUGAAAGCUGGUUUGUUUUAUGAAUGGCGUUUCGCUGAGGGCGAUGACGGUAAAAUGAAAGAAACUGAUUUUGUUUUGAACGUCGAGCCAUACAGAAACGCUGAAAUCUUGGUUGUUACUGGUGACAACUUUGGUUGCGGCUCCUCUAGAGAGCACGCUCCAUGGGCUUUAAAAGACUUCGGUAUCAAAUGCAUAAUUGCUCCAUCUUUCGGUGAUAUCUUCUACAACAACUCUUUCAAGAAUGGUCUACUGCCAAUUAGAUUGGACCAGAGCACGAUUCUCGAGAAGUUGAUUCCUCUGGCAAAUGCAGGAAAGUCUUUCGUUGUCGAUCUUCCUAACCAAAAGAUCGUUGACACUGAAGGUAAGGAACUAGUCGGACAUUUUGAUGUCGAGAGUUUCAGAAAGCAUUGUCUGGUCAAUGGUUUGGACGAUAUUGGUCUAACUAUGCAAAAGGAGGAAUUUAUCUCCAAAUAUGAAGCUAUGAGAAGGGAGAAAUUCUCUUUCUUAGAAGGUGGCGCCAAGCUAAUUCAUCCAGUGAGGGGCACUAAGAAGAGCCCAUUCGGUGUUACCGCUCAAGAGUGGUAG
Molecule: messenger RNA, 2322 nt
Organism: Torulaspora delbrueckii
Lineage: Eukaryota; Fungi; Ascomycota; Saccharomycetes; Saccharomycetales; Saccharomycetaceae
Gene: LEU1
Product: 3-isopropylmalate dehydratase LEU1
Exons: 1
Coding region: 1-2322 (773 amino acids)
Biological process (GO): L-leucine biosynthetic process
Cellular component (GO): 3-isopropylmalate dehydratase complex
Molecular function (GO): 4 iron, 4 sulfur cluster binding; 3-isopropylmalate dehydratase activity
Source: RefSeq, a predicted model, not a curated record